AUGUCAGCGCUUCCAGACAAGAUUGGCUCGCUUCUGUUCUGCCCGAACUGCGGUUCGCUGCUCGACGUCCCCGGUGACGAAGACUUGAUCAGAUGUGCUCCAUGCGGAGCUGUACAGAAUGCCAAAGUCUACGACAACCUUUCCAUCGUCACACGCUCUCACCCUUCGGCAUUCCCAUCGGCACUGCGUCAGAAGCGUCAACUCGUCAACACAGCAGCUGCACUCGGCGACGAUAACAAGCCACAAGAGGCCACCAUCAAGGAAAAGUGCCCUGGUUGCGGCAAUGACGAGAUGAACUUCCACACACUUCAGCUCCGCUCGGCAGACGAAGGUACAACCGUCUUUUACGACUGUCCAAAGUGCGGCUACAAGUUCAGCCAGAACAACUGA
Molecule: messenger RNA, 390 nt
Organism: Ustilago hordei
Lineage: Eukaryota; Fungi; Basidiomycota; Ustilaginomycetes; Ustilaginales; Ustilaginaceae
Product: putative RPA12 - 13.7 kD subunit of DNA-directed RNA polymerase I
Exons: 3
Coding region: 1-390 (129 amino acids)
Biological process (GO): DNA-templated transcription; termination of RNA polymerase I transcription
Cellular component (GO): RNA polymerase I complex
Molecular function (GO): nucleic acid binding; DNA-directed RNA polymerase activity; zinc ion binding
Source: RefSeq, a predicted model, not a curated record